This is a messenger RNA of Morus notabilis, 1037 nucleotides long. Its product is annotated as peroxidase 25. Gene Ontology annotation, biological process: hydrogen peroxide catabolic process; response to oxidative stress. Gene Ontology annotation, cellular component: plasmodesma; plant-type cell wall. Gene Ontology annotation, molecular function: peroxidase activity; heme binding. The record is from RefSeq and is a predicted model, not a curated record. The coding region runs from base 1 to 966 and encodes 321 amino acids. The transcript is spliced from 4 exons. Lineage: Eukaryota; Viridiplantae; Streptophyta; Magnoliopsida; Rosales; Moraceae.
AUGGAAGCCAUACAACUAGCCUUUCUUGUGAUUCUAGCGAUGGGUAUGCCUGCAAACGGUCAACUAAAAACUGGGUUUUACUUUUCUUCAUGUCCAAAAGUAGAGAAUAUAGUCAGGUCCACCGUUGCAUCACACUUCAACAAAGAUCCCUCCGUCGCACCCGGCUUGCUUCGGCUUCAUUUCCAUGACUGCUUUGUUCAGGGUUGUGAUGGUUCGGUCAUGAUUUCUGGAUCCGCUUCCGAAAGGACUGCAUUUGCUAACUUGGGACUAAGAGGAUUUGAAGUGAUUGAUGAUGCGAAAGAACAACUAGAGGCUUUGUGCCCUGGUGUUGUCUCUUGUGCUGAUAUACUUGCAUUAGCUGCUCGUGACGCUGUUGACUUGAGUGAUGGUCCAAGCUGGUCAGUGCCCACAGGUAGAAGAGAUGGGAGGGUGUCUUUGGCAUCCCAAGUCUCUAAUUUGCCUUCUCCUCUUGAUUCAAUACCUGUUCAGCUCCAAAAGUUUGCUGCUAAAGGCCUUGACGAUCAUGAUCUUGUAACGCUAGUUGGGGCACAUACCAUAGGCCAAACCAGCUGCAGAUUCAUGAGUUACCGUCUCUACAACUUCACAUCUACCGGCAACUCCGACCCAACCAUAAACCCAUCAUUCCUUUCACAGCUCCAAACCAUUUGCCCCAAAAAUGACGAUGGCUCACAAAGAAUUGCUUUGGACAAGGACAGUCAAACCAAUUUUGAUGUCAGUUUUUUCAAGAACGUGCGUGAUGGGAAUGGAGUUUUGGAGUCGGAUCAGAGGCUGUGGGGAGACCAAGAAACUCGCCGGAUUGUCCAGAAUUAUGCGGGCAACAUUAGGGGAUUGUUGGGUUUUAGAUUUGAUUAUGAGUUUUCUAAAGCUAUGGUUAAAAUGGGCGCUAUUGAGGUGAAAACUGGCUACCAAGGAGAGAUUAGAAAAGUGUGUUCCAAAGUCAAUUAAUUAAUUACAUACAUAAUAUUGUAAUACAUAAAGAACCUGCAUGUUUUGUUGAUAGCUGAUAGGUGUGUUGC